This is a messenger RNA of Amyelois transitella, 1404 nucleotides long. RefSeq lists its product as uncharacterized. Gene Ontology annotation, biological process: proteolysis. Bases 1 to 1404 code for a protein of 467 amino acids. Lineage: Eukaryota; Metazoa; Arthropoda; Insecta; Lepidoptera; Pyralidae. The record is from RefSeq and is a predicted model, not a curated record. The transcript has 12 exons. Gene Ontology annotation, molecular function: serine-type endopeptidase activity.
AUGCGUAUUCACUCUUACCUUAAAAAACUCAAGCGGAACAGAGUAAAACUGUGUUUAUCCGUGGAUUGGGACCUGAUCAAAUGCUCGACUGACCCUGAACAGCGGGUUCCCGAAGGAAACGUGCCAAUAGGGCGAUUCCCUUGGCUGGGUGUCAUCCAGCAUACUUUUUACAUGGGCGGUAAGGCGAGGUACGCUGUGACCAGUGGAACCCUGAUCCACCCCGUGUACGCCAUCGCUGCUGCCGAGGACAUUGCCAGGAUUCCAAGAGAAACCAUAUUGAACAACACGAAGUUCAUAUUAUGGCACAGUGAGACAACAAAGUAUGCUAUCGAGGUCCAGGACUACCUCCUCCACCCGGAGUACGAGGAGAAGGUGACCUUCGCGACCCUGGCGCUGGUGGAGCUCAUCACCAACGGAGAAACUGGCUUCAGCUCUUACCCAUCGGUGGUUCUACCUAUAUGCUUGCCAUUGUCUGGUGCCGGCACUUACGACCAGCUGUUCUCUGUCAGGAUUACUGAUGACGGAGGUGAAUUGCACAAAGAAGCAACCAAGGUGAAUUAUGUUGGGAACAAGGACUGUGAGGAGUAUUACUAUCAGAAAGGGUUGACAUACGAAAUGAUGAAACCGAGAAGACCUCUAUGCGCAGUGGCCACUUCUCAGGGCGCACCGUGCGUGUGGGACGCGGGUUCGGUGCUCAUCACGAGACAGUCUUGGGGCCACUGGAUGAUAAUAGCCUUCAGCAUGAGAGGUCCCGGCUGCGGCGCGCCUGCGCGUUACGUCACUAUGCACGACUUCCUACCCUGGAUUGAUGACGUCAUCACCAAGACCAACCCUGACGAGCAGGAGAGGACAGUGAAGAUGUACUUCCGAAGGCAGUCACCUGUCGCAUUCACAAUGUACUCCGCUGACCUGAAGAUCCCGAAGGAACACGGGCAGUGCUCGGACAAGAAGGCGAGGGGGGGCGUACUUUUUAAAGAAAGCUCCGAAGUAUUCUCCACCAAGAAUUUCGGACAAGGAUUUUAUUAUAUGUCUGUAUUGCAAGCGGCUUCAGUAAUGUGCGUCCAGGUAUCCCUGGAGGUGACGGCGAGAACCAACGCCGCUGUCUGGAUCGAACACAUGUGCCAUCGUGACGUCACGGGACUUCAUUACUCCGACGUGGGUCCCGACUUCCGCAAAUUGGAAUGCUUCAUGUUUUUCAAGUCGAAGGCUUACGUGGAAGUCAGAUUUUUCUUUUCGUUCCGUGCUGAAAUUGAGGUAACCAUUUACGGCCGAGCGGAGAGGGGUAACAAGAUUAUGCCGAAUCCAUUCGAAAAAUAUCCCACCACGAUCCCUUGGCGUCCCACCCAGGGCAAGCUGAACUGGUACAGAUGGAAGGAUGCCUCAAAGUGGGAGUGGCAUUUGUAA